AGUUUAUGGUUUUGGUUCCAUGUGCUUUCGGCAGGUUCUUACGGUCACUUGUCUAAAGUUGCGCUGUGGAAGCGCUUUGUUUGUUUGAGGGGCGAUUUUGUUAGAGGGGCGAUUGUAACGUUUUUCGUGUUGAUUCUGCCAUUGUUCUACUCAACGGGGCUCAACUAUUGGAAGCGUGUAAGCAUGGCGGCAAGUGAUGACGCUUUUGACCAGUUUGACGAUGACCUCGCUGAAGGGGCCGAAGUACAAGCUGGGGACAGGCGCAAAAGACUGUUUUCGAAGGAAUUGAGGUGCAUGAUGUACGGGUUCGGAGACGACCAAAAUCCGUACACGGAGUCUGUGGACCUCCUGGAAGACCUUGUAAUCGAAUUCAUUAUUGAAAUGACACACAAAGCAAUGGAGAUUGGGCGGACAGGCCGUGUUCAAGUGGAGGACAUAGUAUUUCUAGUGCGUAAGGACCCUCGAAAAUAUGCACGUGUUAAGGACCUUCUAACCAUGAAUGAGGAACUGAAGAAGGCUAGAAAAGCAUUCGAUGAAGUGAAGUAUGCAUCAGUAUAGCCUUCUUUCAUUAUUCUGUUACUUCAGUCAUUGUAGCAACUGAUGUGUGACCUAACACGGAAAAAAAGAAGACAUUUCAAUAUCACUUGCAUAUUGGGACAUUGUAAAGUUUCAUUACCUGAAAACAACAGCAAGCUUGAAAAAGCCGUAGUUGUACCUGUGUAUAAAUAAAUAUAUAUAUAUCUACAAGUCAUAGAUUAAGAUAUGUGCUGCAAAAUAAAUUAUUGAGAAGAUAAUUAGUGUAAUUAUGUUAAUUAUUCAAUUAAGCAUUCUCAUUUCUCACAGAAGUAAUGGCCACCUUAACAAGAAAUUUGGAUCAUGGGUUAGAAUGUAAAAAAAACAAGAAACCCUGUGUGCAUGUGUAUGUGUCACAUAACUCACAUAAAUAUGGUUCAUUAGUGUCUGGAGUGAUGGCUUUCAUUAAAAAAGUCACAAAAGUCAAGAUAAAUUCAUAGAUCAUUGUUAUAAAAUGACAAAUGUGCCACUAGUGUUCAGAGCACAAUCUACAUAACAGAAUAGUAAUGGUGCUACUCAAGGUGUGGAAUCUUCUGCUGAUGCACAUUAUCCUUAUGAAAAUUUGUCAUGUAAUAAAUCAAGUAAUAAAAUUUUAUUGCACUUGAACACACAAAGUGCCGCUCGACCAGAUUAAUGGGGCUUUAUGGCACAAGAGCCAAAGAGCACUUCAAAGAGAACUCGGUGGUUUUGCCAAUUGGCACUACUUGCAGACAUGUGUCACCCCCUUUGUGCCACCUUUAACUCACUGAAGGUGGCAGAGCAUGACCUCAGAUUUUCAGCAUAGUGCAGGAUGUGGCAUCACUAUGUGCCAGUGUAUAGCCUGUGUGCACCACCUUUCUUUCUUUUUUUUUUUUUUUUUUUUUCUUGGGGACUAUUGCUGAAAAGGCGCCCCAUCGUCUGUUGCGAUUCUCUUAGUGCCUAGGUUAUCUCUUGGCACAAUAGAGUUUCUAAAUAAAUACCCUAGAGGGAAGUGUGACGCUAGUGUCUACAGGGGCUCUCCUUAGCGUUGCCUCAACCUACAUAGGAAUGAUGGGAAGUACAGGCUUCGGAUUGACUUCGAUCUUUAGACUAGCGGCGUUUGCUUGCAGCGCAACAAACGAAGCUACACUUGAAUAUUAUUGCGCAAAAUCAAAUUUAAUUUCUGCAGUGUCUUAUAUAAUUCACAACAUGUUGCAUAAACUUUGGAUGACUUUGAGAUUGAAGCACAGUUUACUAUGGUUUACACCAGAACACACCAGGGUAUGCAUUCUUGUGCAAUUCUGUUCCGGAUUUAACGCCGGAGAAUAAUUAUUUAUUUUUACAACAGCAAUAACAACUGUGCAUGUGCUUAUAUAAAUAUACUCAAGUAUUUAUGGAAAUAAAGAUUUUGUAUUGUGAGAAA
Dermacentor andersoni is the source of this 1954-nucleotide messenger RNA. Its product is annotated as transcription initiation factor TFIID subunit 13-like. NCBI's taxonomy places the organism in Eukaryota, Metazoa, Arthropoda, Arachnida, Ixodida, Ixodidae. Gene Ontology annotation, cellular component: transcription factor TFIID complex. Gene Ontology annotation, molecular function: protein heterodimerization activity. The record is from RefSeq and is a predicted model, not a curated record. Gene Ontology annotation, biological process: transcription by RNA polymerase II.